AUGUAAGAAUCCCAAUCACAAUCAGACUUUAAGCUACCUUUCAUUGAAUAUCACAGUCAACAUCGAUUGCCCAUACGCAUGAAUCCGAGUUUCAGAUUGAAACAUACAAAUCCUGUUAGAGUACAAUAUAUGAAGUAUAUGGAAAGACGAAGUGUGGAUGAAAUUAAGAAUGAAACCUAUUACUUGGAAAAGUUUGCUAAAAUUAAUAAGUAUCCAUACCAAGAAAGCAACAAAUAGUAUCAAAUUUCUAUUAAAAUUAUAAGUGAAUCCCGAAAUCGAGAUAUUCUAGCAAAAUAAUAAAAAGAAAAGAAACCGUCAAUCAAAUAUCAAAAACCUCCCCUUAAGUAUUUUAAUUUGGAUGACUCUGAUAAUAAUUUAGAAUAAAUGGAAUCCAUAUUUCACAACCUCAAACCAAAUAAAGUUUUUAUUUCAUAAUGA
This is a messenger RNA of Paramecium octaurelia, 438 nucleotides long. NCBI's taxonomy places the organism in Eukaryota, Ciliophora, Oligohymenophorea, Peniculida, Parameciidae. The record is from the annotation of a GenBank genome assembly.